UUAAGAUGAGAUGAUCAUAUAAACUGUAAGGAGGAGCCGUUGCAAAGAAUGUUUUGUAAGGCAUUGAGCCAAGCCAAGGCAAAGUUGUCGUGUCCACUGUCCAGUGUCCACGGUCCACCUGAAGGCACAACCACGCAAGGGUGGUAGUCAUGGCAUCAUCUAGCACAGGUGAGGGCAGCAGCUCCAGCAGCAUGUCUCAGUCACAGAUAGCUCAACGCACAUGGGAGAUGGCAAACAACAUGGAAUCUGUUAAUUCUGCUGAUGAAAUAUACCAGUAUGAUGGUAAACAGCAGCAAGAUAUUCUCCAAGCUAAGCCAUGGGAGAAAGACCCACACUUCUUCAAACAGAUCAAGAUCUCAGCCCUGGCACUGCUAAAGAUGGUGAUGCAUGCCCGGUCUGGAGGCACUCUUGAGGUGAUGGGUCUGAUGCUUGGAAAAGUGGAUGGACCAACUAUGAUUGUCAUGGAUUCAUUUGCACUGCCAGUUGAAGGAACAGAGACACGGGUCAAUGCUCAGGCCCAAGCCUAUGAAUAUAUGACUGCCUAUGUGGAGGCUGCUAAGCAGGUUGGACGCCAAGAAAAUGUGAUUGGUUGGUAUCAUAGCCAUCCUGGUUAUGGGUGUUGGCUGUCUGGCAUUGAUGUGUCUACUCAGAUGCUGAACCAAAACUACCAAGAACCUUUUGUAGCCAUUGUCAUUGAUCCUAUUCGCACCAUUAGUUCAGGGAAGGUCAACAUUGGAGCCUUCAGGACAUACCCCAAGGGUUACAAACCACCUGAUGAAGGCCCUUCAGAAUACCAAACAAUUCCUCUCAACAAGAUUGAAGACUUUGGUGUCCACUGUAAGCAGUAUUACUCCUUAGAUAUCUCAUACUUCAAAUCCUCUCUAGACAAAAAACUUUUGGAUUCCCUUUGGAACAAGUAUUGGGUAAAUACUCUGAGCUCCUCAUCACUCAUAACGAAUGCAGAAUAUAUGACAAGGCAGAUAUUUGACCUUAGCGACAAACUGGAGAAUUCAGAGACCGCCCUUGGCCGAGCCGGUCUUUUUGGUUUGGACCCACAAGAAAAGAAGACUGAAGACAAGUUGAGUCGUGUUACCAGAGAUUCUUGUAAGACCACCAUGGAGGCUCUGCAUGGACUUAUGGCACAGGUGGUCAAAGAUCGCCUUUUCAAUCAAAUUCCUCAAGCGCAGGCACAGGAUCCACCUCAGGCUUCGCAAGCACAAGCCUGAAGUGUUAAGCUGCCUUUCUUUAGACUGAACCAUCUAAUACAAAUAAAGCAACACAUUUGUCCACUAGUACACUCACCUUACUGCAAUCCCUAUUUUUCUUAAUGCAUUACCUUGUUAUUUAUUUCAACAAGGAUGUGAGUACCUUAAACACAAGGUGCAUUCUCACCUACCUUCUAUUCUCCACAUCUAGCCUUUGAUUAGCCACUAUUCACAUUUUCUCUCAUUUCCAUAAUUACCACAUUAUGAUCCGGACUAUAAACAUUCCUUUUAUAAUCUGUAUAUCCUCAAUCACAAUUUUCUGUUUCAUUAUGUACCUGUAAUCAUUUUAUUAGAAAGUAGUGUUUGCCUGAAACCCUCCUAGAUAGACAAAUUUACCAUUUACUCUUUCUCAUUCAUUCUGUCUACUUACCAAUUUUCUAGUCACAUUUGCUUCUUCACCCUCUUUCCAUACAUUUAGCUCUUGUUGUAUCUUAGAGAAGGUAGGGAUGGGCUAGCACACUGUUCUAUUGCAGGGUAUUCCUAUUGCCAACCCUUUUCUGUGCAAUCCUGGCUUUUCAUCCAAUAGCAUCUUCUACCUGGUUAAACCUCAUUUGCUAUACAGUGCUGUCAGUGCUAUAAUUAAAAAAAAACAUGCAAAUUUUAUAUUGAUGACUUUUUGGUUGCACAGGUGCUCAUCACUUAUUUAUUUGUAUUAGAUGAAAAGACUCUUGUAAUUGAAAAAAGAAAGCAACUCAAAACUUUAUUUAUAAUAUAACCUUUAGAACAGACAGGAUAUAUUACCACUACACUGAAAUCCAAAUGUUCCAGUAGAUUGAUCAAAGAUGGCGAGUCUUAGGCAGUGUCUACACUAUCAAGCAGUGCCCGUCAGACAAAACAGUUACCAUGUCCUGUUUGAUACACACAUUGCCAAUUUAAGUGGCAGGCACAAUGAUGUCUGAAGCAAGGAAACGACAGGCAGCACUCUGAUUUAUCUUUUUUUCACACAAACUGCAAAAAUUAUGCAAUACAGGGCUAUUUUUCUUCUCUGUUGUGCUAUGCAUGGUAAGACUACUCACUCUGCCAUCUUAUUACUGCCUACUGAAUGACCACAGAACCAUCUCUCUAGUGGGAUGGAGUAGUAAAUGAGACUGCAGGCAGACGUUACAUGGUGAUGGUAGAACCAGAUAUGCUCUGUCCAUGAGUGUAGGGUUUACAUUGAUCUGGUAGCACUUUUUUGCCACAUCAGUGCCCCUGAUUUUCACAUUUUUAACGUCACCAACUAUGUACAGUGAUGUGGUUACACUGUUUGCUUGUUGGACUCUGCUCAACAGUGUGGACAAUGCUUUAAAGUCUUCAGUAUGCAGUAGUGUGUAUAUUUUAUAUUCAUGGAUCUGGCUAUUACAGAUAUCUGACUAUGAAACCUGUUAUGACAAAGAACAUCUAGUGUCAUGAGAUAUUUCUUUACAUUUGAAGAACAAUUGCCAUAAGUCUAUAUAUUUACUAUUGGACCAAAACAGAGAGCAACGUGUGUCUACAAGGUGUUCCUAUAUUUUUAACUUCUUCACAAUGCAGGAAUUAUUGAAGCAGUUGUGCAGUAGGAACAUCUUGUUUGAAGCUUUCAGUUUAUCAUAUUUAUCAUAACAGAUCAGCUUACAGCCUACUGGUCAUGUAUGAAAAUAUCAAUUAUUAACUUGUCAAUAAAAGGUGCAAAUACACAGUAAGUUUUAUAAUAUGGUUAAUACUCGUAAUUAAUAUAGUACCAUUGUUCAUUUUUGUCAAGAAAACAUUAAUAAUAAAUAGUAAUGUGUUCCAUACCCUUGCAGAUAUAGCUUGUUGAAGUACUAAUGUUCUCCAAUUGGCAGGUCAUUCUUUCCUGUAUAAUAAACAAAUAUUAAAUAGUGCACGCAUUGCUAGUGUAUGCUAGUGUACAGUCACAGUUUUAAGUUGCAUCUUACUUUGUCGCCAUGAAGACCUGUAACAAGCUCAUGUUUGAAGCUUUGAACAACUGUGCAUCAAUAAGAGAGGAUUGCCAGCACCUCACACCAUUCUUCAAAUCCUAGCUGAUUACAACCCAUCAUGGCAACGAGCCAGGGUACACAACUAAUGAUUGCAACCAUACAUUGAUGUGAGGACAAUAUGCAAUAGCAACAAACAUCCAGAGGUCUGGUGACAGAUUGCAUGCUACACAUGAGAUAUUAAAAAUUCACUCAUUCUUACUGUUUGCUGAUCUGUUUUUGGGUUAUGCCUGUGGGCAUGGCCAAAGCUGCUGCUCCUCUGUGUUCUGCUUAGCUUCUGUCUACUAGAAUUAUUUCUCUGAUGACCAUUUUCACAUGCCUUCAGUUUAUAUUAAUAGUUUGAGUGCUAUGCCUCAGUGAAAUAAUAAAGAAAAUUUAAUCAUAAUACUACUAGUAAAUAGAAAUUAAAAAUACUUAAAAUCUAACAGUACUUUUGAUGUACUUAGUAAUAAAAUAGUAACUUUUCUUUGUAAAUGGAAUUCAGUCCACUUUAAACAUUACUGGUAAUGAUUAUUAAUGACACUAGUAUUAACUGAAUUCAGCAUUAGGAAACUGCAAAAAAUACAUAUAUAUGCAUAUUUACUUAUACAAAAAUACAUUGUGGUAGAAGAAAACUAUGGUAGUUACAAAUGUGAGGGAGACCAGGAAGGUGCAGCCUUGGCUUUGCCCUCAGGUGUGAUGUCAACCUUGAAACUAAUCACUGAACAGCAGGGGCAAUGGCAACAAGUAAGCUGUCAAAAUUUAUAGUAAUUGCUUGUAAGUGACCAUCAAAUCAUGUUUGCUGCAAUUGUAUUUCUGAUACUAUAAUGUGUAUUAUUUUCUUUUUCAUAAAAGAAAAUUUACCAAAAAGAUAAUUUUUACACAGGCAGAGAUCAUUAGCACACAUAUCACAUAUGUAUUAUAUUUCUCAAACAAGAAUAAAGUGUAAUCUGUAUAUGUGCACUGUAUAUGUGCAGUUGAUGUACAAACAGAUUGAAUUCUAGUAUCAUAUCUUGGCACUGGAGGCAAAAUUGUGGUUGUAGGACAGUGACCAUAAACUCACUUGAAAUUUCCCCUUGGAAAUGUUACACAGUUUGCAAGCUCUACACAUCUUCAUGAUUGCUGGAGGAAAUGAAGCACCAACAGCAACUGCAUUGUAUGUACUGUGUGUGUUAUGAUGGACUGGUGGCUUGCCAUCUUGCCUUUACUUGUGUUUAUGAUGCCUAAUUUCUUGUAUUUUGUGAACAAUGGAUUAACUAACAUUUUUCCUUACAAGACAACUUGUUAAGAUGACCUUGUAUAGGAAGGGGAAAACCAUGUGAAUCACCUGCAAGAAAAAAGGCUCUGGCAAUUACAGAGAGAGAACUGUUAGAUGGCUGAAAUUAGAACAUUUAACUAACCUCUGAUUUAAGCCAUCAGCCGGUCACAUUUUUCCCUUUCCACUCGAGUCUUUUUCUUGCAAAUGAUCACUUAUUAUUACAAAAAUAAGUGCAUCUUAGAAUUUUUUUUUUACAUAUUCUUAGAAUAUCUUUUCUAUUUCUAGUUUUGCUCUUUAAAUACAAGAUCAAUAAGAGUCUUGUUAGCAAGAAAAAAAUAUUUUAUCCAUUGUUUUAAAGAUACAAGAAAUGUGGGAUCAUGAACACAAAUUAAGCACACAUACAGUAGAUACCAUGUCUCUUUAUGACAGCCAACUGGCUAUUACUAGUGGCUUUCUAAUUCUUGAAGCAAUCACAAUUCUAUGCAUUGUUUGUAUACUGCUGUUAGACACGACUGAAAAUAACAGCCAAUAUUUAACUUAAAACAUUUCUUUCCAGUUCACUUGUGGCCAUUGUAGCACUGGACAUUAAUAUCAAGAAAUAUGGACCAAAUCUGCUCUGGUUCUUUCAGUAUUCUGGAUACAUUCUAAAUCACUUCCAUAGUUCUAUCAGUGUUCUGGAUACAUCCUAAAUAAUUUCCAAGUUAAAAAUUAAGAUUGUAACAAAUUACCUGUUACAUUUAAGUUGAUCCAGCUUCCAAACAAGCAAUGUUUAAAAAAAAUAAAUAAAUAAAAAAUAAAUAAAUAACUGAACUGGCAACCUUUCCUACUUCAGUCCAACAGGUGAAGUAGGCUAUUAUUAACUAUGAAGACAACUAAUCCUAAUGUAAUGUUUGUCACAAGUGGAGGGAUGUAUGUAACUAUACAGUGUAUGAUAAACAAAGCAGAAAACAUACUUGUAAGUAGUGUUGUCACAUAUGCUACUAAAUUCAAGAAAUGAAAACUCAAAUACUUUUCCUUCAGUCUAAUCUGUAUGGACAACCAAUUUCUAAUUCAAUCCAGUCAUUCUAUUAUAUCUUUCCUAAUGACACCAAGAAACCCACAUGUUUGUCCCACCAACCUUCUCACUAUUCCCCCUCCUUUAUAUUGUCAGCAUACAUAAUGCUCCAGUCAACAUUUGUGAGAAGUGAAGAAUUUUACCUGAUGCCAAAUAUAUAAUCCAGGUAGGCUGAUAUAAUUCUGAAGAAUGUAAAUCCAUUUGUCUAAUCUAGAGACCCAGCACUGUUUUACACAAACAGUUAGGAUAAAAGUAUUACACCUUAGUUGUUGCAGUGUUUUGGAGUGUAUAAAAGAAAAUUCAAAUAAAGCCUUUUGAAGAUCA
Messenger RNA from Portunus trituberculatus (swimming crab), 5835 nucleotides. It is a transcript of the gene CSN5, whose product is annotated as COP9 signalosome complex subunit 5-like. The transcript is spliced from 9 exons. Lineage: Eukaryota; Metazoa; Arthropoda; Malacostraca; Decapoda; Portunidae. The record is from RefSeq and is a predicted model, not a curated record. Gene Ontology annotation, biological process: protein deneddylation. Gene Ontology annotation, molecular function: protein binding; metallopeptidase activity; deNEDDylase activity. Bases 150 to 1226 code for a protein of 358 amino acids. Gene Ontology annotation, cellular component: cytoplasm; COP9 signalosome.